AUGUUUCUGAUUCUGAACUGUGGGAUUUCCAAGACGGAAUUAACGGUAAAUGUGGCCGCGCAGCUCACACAUGAAAUUAUCUUUCAUGCAAAUAUGACAAGAAAGUAGGUUCUUCAACUAUAUACCCUGAGGCGAAUACAGACUUUGUGAUUAAGCAUAGCUUAAGCUGUUUGACUCACAUGUUUUCUUUAUCUAUUUGCAGCCGUUUACGCAUCAGGCGCCGCUCUACCCGCGUAUCAACUCGACGCACGAUGAUACGAAAGGCAAUAAAUGGGGACAGCAGCUCGGUGUGGUCAUUGGACAGCCAGCCACUACGACCACGCAAAAGAAUAUUGUUAAACGUCGGAGGACGAUUAUUUGAAACGUGGCAAGAUAACCUGGACAAUUAUCCGGACACACUUCUAGGGAGUCCAGAAAAGGAACUAUUUUAUGAUCGCGGUACCAAGAUGUAUGUAUUUGACAGAGAUCCGGAAAUGUUUCGGCACAUUCUCAAUUAUUACAGGUAUUACUUUCUUUUUUUUUAUAUACUAUUGUUAAUUUAUAGAGAAUAAAGGUUUGCAAAUGUACCUUGCCCCGCACAAUUAUAUUUCAAUCCCAGUAAUAUUUAGGCUUCAUGUGGAUAAAUUUUUCUUAACCAAAAGUAAGCCACAAGUUUCAUGCUAAUGAUUCCAUAUGGCAAGUCCUCCAGAUCAAUACAGCUUUAUAACGAGAAAAAAUUAUAUUGGUUUCAGUUUCAAUUGUUUUCCAUUUUUUAACUGAGCACAAAAGAAGGCUACCUUCUUUUGUAGCGUCUGCGGUGCUCAGUUUGCCGUCAACUCGAGAGAUUCUUUUUUUCUUUUUGAAAAGCGCGGAUCUAUAAGACCACAAUUAGCCACAAUUUUUAGGGUCUGUGGUUUCAGAAAUUUCCUGCGAUACUUAACAUACAGUGUUAAAAAUUUGUAUUUGCAUUUGAAAUGGAAUUUUAAAGGCUUGAAGCCCAUAAUUUGUCAUCAUUUUACGAGUCGGUUUUCCUCAGAAAACGAAAACAUUACUUAACAAUGGCACACCAGGGAAUUUCAACAUAUAUCAUCUGAUAUUCUGACAAAGAAUAUCAUAUAGCCUUAAUAAGAAUCCGAAAAAAAAUAUUUUUCGCGUUGGAACUGAAACAAUAAAUAAGCUCUGAACUAAGCUUAGUUAAAAAUCAAUUAGUACCUGGUGGUGAUGGGGACGGAAACUAAACUAAAAACAAAAACCGCACGACAACCACAUUUUCAAUUUGCUAGAAGAUGUUUUUUAUUGUUUACACUAAAAUACUUAUUAUCCCUCUUUUCCUUUCACGAUGUUGGUUCAAUCACUUUUCUGAAGAAGAUUUUAUGGCAUCUCUUCGGCUCUUCUUCGGAACUUUACUUGAGUCCGAAAGGAACUCUAUCAGUAGUUAACUUUCUUACUUCCAGGACUGAUCUGAAAGCGAAUUCUCCUAACAGGUGAACGUAUUUCUCUCUAUUGGAUGUUCGAGAGAAUUUGAAAAAGGGCAUGACAAUAUCUUCGAUGUAAUCAUAUUUUUUGUUCUCCCGUGUAUUGAAAUGAACUAUCAAUCGCUCCCGGGAGUUUAAGAAUUAAAUGAAAACAAAAGGCAAUUAUAAACCUUUUUGAAACGCACACAAGUAACAUGGCGAAACUUUGAAUAGAUGUGAAUUUAGAUUUCCAAAAGUGCAAUGAUUCUCGUGUGAAUUGUUGCCAGCUUGUUCAUUUAUUAUUCAUUUUAUCAUUACCUCAUUUAAAUAAAUGAAUGUUAAAUCGUUUGUCUCAAGAUCCAGAAUCACUACCAAUUGUCCAGUUAAGCUAGUAAUGAGGAUUGCAACUUUUCGUCGUAGCCAGGCAAUGAGAAUGAACGAUUAUGACUUCGCUGCUAUUGACUCACCCUUAUGGUAGAUUUCCACGCUCUUUUAUUUUCGAGAGCUUGAUGUUGAUCCUCUUAGGCCGAUCUAUUGCCGACUCUAAAUCGUGAGAUAAACGAUUUGAAUAUAUAUAUUCAUUAUCUAAAAAACGAUGUACAAACAUGAUUUUACAACUUACGCAGGCUUUAAGCUUUUAAAAGCCAAAUUAUCUCGAGAUACCCGUCCCAAUCACCGACACAGCUUUACAGUUUCUUAAGAAACUAACCCUCUUUACUAAUCAGAAACAAGUGCAAUUGACAGUAAUCCUCCUCAUCCUCAUUUUGUCGGUUCGCAGGAAACUUACGAUAACAAUCGUUUCUCUCCAGACUCGGUAGGUUACACUAUUCAAGUGACUACUGUGCAGACGAGUUUCGUGAUGAGCUUUCUUUCUUUCGUAUCUCUAUAAACGCCGUAUCUAAUUGUUGUUGGGACGAUUACAGGCAGCCAAGAAAAAUACGAAUCGACAAAGUGUUUAAGUUAGAGGAUCCACACGAAAAUCUAGAAGUUGAGAGAGGAUGUAAACUGAAAAAAAAGGUCUGGAACAUUUGUGACAAUCCUCACGAGUCGGUUCUUGGUAGAUCGUGGUACUAUUUCUCUGGAGUGCUGAUUGCUUUAAGUAUUGUUUGUACUGUUGCUGAGACUAUACCACCUCCUUGUGACGAGAAAUAUCUUUGUCAGAACUACACUUGUGGGAAGGAAAAUUGGAAUUUGUCAGCCAUAAAGUAUGGAAAUGUUAAGUCCUGUGAAAAAAUCGAUAAUUACUUGAAGGAAAGAGAAUUAUUGUAUUUUUCAUUGGAAAGUGUGUGUGUAGCAGUGUUUACUUUUGAGUAUUUGACGCGGUUUAUUACAGCACCAAACCGCUGGCAUUACGUAAAGGAGUUUAUGAGUGUGAUAGACUUGCUUUCAAUAUUACCAUAUUACGUUGGGCUGAUAUUGGAUUACGCGCUGGAAACAUCAGUGGACAGUCUUAGCGCCUUGGUUUUGCUGCGAGUGCUUCGUGUCUUCCGUGUUCUGAAAUUCACUCGACACUCCAGCCGACUACGAAGUUUGUUAUUUGCAAUCAGACGCUCUGCUUCUGAAUUGGGCUUCAUCCUAUUCAGCUUCUCUCUCGGAGUAACUCUGUUUUCCAGUGUCUUAUUCUACGCGGAAAAGCUCGCGGACCUCAAACCGAACAGAACAAAUCUGUUUGACAGCAUUCCAGCCUCUAUGUGGUAUUCGGUCGUCACCAUGACAACAACUGGGUAGGUUAUGUAAAAGGGUGCUGCCCUAUCAUCAAAUCCAGCUAUUUCUUUAGGUAGAGAAAUUUGUUGGAGUAUGCAGUUUGAAAAUCAAAGGUAUUCGUAGAAAGGUAUUUGUAUAGGUAAUAAGAUGAUUUCGAGUACAAUUUGGUGAUAGUAAGCACGAGUAAACUUUUCAAAGCCAAAAUUUGUGGUCUUUGAAAAAUUUACAAGUUGAUUUAAUGAUUUACUUUAAAAAAGUAUAAGAGAAAGUCAAGACAGACGUAACUUUGAAAGCGCGCGCACUCGUGAUACAACUCUGCACUUGUGUUACAACUUUGCAUUCAUGUCACAUGAAUAAUGCACUCGUUUUCAGCCAAUCAGACGUGCAUAAUUUUUUCAUGUAUAUUGCAGGGCCAAUAACAAAAUGACAGGAAUCCCUCAGAAAGGUUCUUCCUUUUGCAAUGCAAUGUAUUUCUUUGUUAAAACUCCUAGAUAUCGUAAACCAAUCGCUAACGAUGAUAAUUAGUUAAGGUAGCCGUUUCAAGGUUACAUGUAAUUCAUACUAAUAUCACUCUCUAAAACCAAGACGGGCAAAUUAAAAGUAUUUCUCCACAACAGAUAAAGUUAUAUAGUUUUCGGCAAACACCUUGUUACGACUUAUUUAACCAAUUAUAUACCAUUCAUACGUUUCAGUUAUGGAGACCUUGUUCCGAGAACAAUCAUUGGACAACUGAUUGGAAGUGUUGGCUGUAUUGUUGGCGUGUUAAUGAUCGCUUUACCUGUUCCAAUUAUUCAGAAGAAGGUGAGCCAUUUAAUAAAUGUUCAUUAUCAGUAUUGCUACGUUCUCUGCCAUGUCUCAGUUUUUGUUUGACUGUGUUUCUUUUUUACUUUCAUCACCUUUUUUCCUCAGUUUUAAUCAUAGACUUUAUCGUUUUCAAAUUUGUCUCGCUCUUUCCCGAUGUAUUGCUGCAAUGGACAUGUUGUCAAUCCCGUUUUUUGUGAUUCAGGAUAAAUGUAAUUUCUGACAUUUGAGAGACAUGGGAACGAAUUAGUCAGAAACUAAUAUUCUUAGGGCACGUUGAAGAGCCUCGCAUGGCAUCAUGGAAGUUUCGGAUUAUUUAAGCGUUUCGCGUGAAAAUGAAGUCAUUCUAGGUUGGUCACUUUUAUGUUUGACCACUCUCUUUUUCUCGUAUUGAUGUAAUUUUCGUUUUUCAAAUCCUUGUAAAAAAUAUCGCUACAUUCAUUGAUUUUUCUUUGUGAUAAGAAGUGUAACCAGGUCAGUUUACCCUUUCCUCGGGGUAUUGUGCUGCUACAUUAGAUGAGGAAUACGUUUCCACAUAUUUUUUGGUCACUUUUAAAGAGUGGUCUUUUAGCGGUUUUUCGCAUCUGGCGUAGCACAGGUUCUUUUGUACACAUGUUAGGAUCAAAUUAGGAUGCAUAUACUACAAGACUGGCCGACUCAUCCUAAAUAAACUUUUCACAUUAAAUAACUCAUCUGAGUGUAGUCAGAAUUUUGUUACCUUGAUGACAUAUGGACGUGCCCAAUUGUUAACUCUGAUGUCACAAAAGCUGAGAGCGAGAAGUAUUUGAAAAAUCGACAAGAAAAACAUAAAAAAGUAAUGUUAUAAAUCUCUGCUUUUCACAGGCAAAUUUACAACUUGGACUUUUGGAUGAAGUAGACGAGGCCAUGGAAGCAGAGCUCUGAUUGAACGUUGAUCAUUGGCAGCUGGAUCAUUCGGUAAUCACGUACUGGAUGCGUAAUGAAUAUUAAGAGAAUCAUAGAGCCUGUAACUGUGGUCUGUGAAUCCCUUCAAUCUACAGUUUGGUAUCUCUAGUCAGUUCGUAAGGUUUUUUGGAGAAAAAAAUAAUUGCCAUGUAUAUUUUGGAAAUGACAAGUGUUUCCAAGCGGUAACGUGAGAAAAAAAAAUUAAAAACACAAUUCUGAUCUAAAAGAUCAGCUUUCUAGAGAACAUUUAAUGGAUAAUUGAAUUUAGACUGAGAGCCAAACGUUAAUAGCCACUUCUUUCAGGUUAUCAUUUAUCAGUGUGAUUAUCAUCGGUUUUGAUACUGAUCAUCGCAUUUCUACAGACUUAAAAGAGAAAUAUGAUCCAGAAAUCAUAUUUUCUCAUUUUCUUCAUUAAAACUUAUGUAUAAGAAUUGAACCAAGCCACGUUUAUAGCUUCAAGAGGGAAACGCAAAGUUUUGAAAACUGUAUUCAAAUGUGCUGAUCAUGAGAGAACGACUACACCUCUGCUCCUUGAACCUUGCGGAGCAAUCUGGACGCUAACCUUUGACUCGGGAGAGUCUCGCUCCUCUAUCUACCAUGCUCUGCGAUCCGUUGGAACCACUAUCAAGAGGUGCACAAAUAGGUAUUCUUAACUCAAACAGUGACUAUCUUUAUUUUUUGUUAGUGUCCGAUAUUCGACUGACCAACUUUUUUCUGUCUCUGACACACAUGUCGUGGCUUUGCGCAUGUGACCAAUUUACUAGGUUGCUUUUAAAAUGGCGGCGUCCAUUUCAAAACAACUUUUGAAAAAAUCUCGGUAACCCAUUGUACUCUUUUACAGUGCUGCAAAGAAAAUUUUAAUCUACACCAAUGAAUAGAGGAGAUGUAACUGAUUAUAUCUUGUCUACUUUUCCUUUAAUAAUAACCAUUAAUAUGUGUGUGAC
This is a messenger RNA of Pocillopora meandrina, 5806 nucleotides long. NCBI's taxonomy places the organism in Eukaryota, Metazoa, Cnidaria, Anthozoa, Scleractinia, Pocilloporidae. The record is from the annotation of a GenBank genome assembly.